GUGAAAAUUCAUAUUGUCCUUUACCAAUCUCCCAUCGAAUAGAAACACAAUGGCUAUUGAUCGUUCGAGGACGGAAGUUUCUAUCCAGUCUGACCGUGUGAAAGAUGUCACCAGUACAGACUUUCCUGGCUAUUACUUUGAUGAGGACAAUUCCUGGAAUUUGGACAAAUUUCGCGAAAACUUGAAAGUCUCCGUUACUUCAUUAAACGAAGAAGCAAUGACUUUUGAACUCAGUGGAGUUGAUGCUUCUAUUGCAAAUGCAUUUCGUAGAAUUUUAAUUGCUGAAAUCCCUACGUUAGCCUUCGAAUUCACCUAUAUUAUAAAUAACACCAGCAUUAUUCAAGAUGAAGUAUUGUCUCAUAGAAUUGGCCUUUUACCGAUAAAGGCCGACCCCGACAUGUUUAAAUGGUUUCAGCGGCCUAUUCCUGGCCAGGAAGCCACUCACACUGAUUACGAUACGGUGGUUUUCUCACUCAGCAAAAAGUGCGAAUUUAACAAAGAAGCAGCUGCUGAUGAGAAAGACCCUAAGAAGCUUUACAUUAAUUCAGAGGUUCUUUCGAGCGAUUUGGUCUGGAAACCUCAAGGACGACAAGAGGAACGUUUUGCUGACUCUCCCAUUCGUGUUGUAAAUCCAAACAUCGUGGUUGCUAAGCUACGUCCCGGUCAAGAAAUUGAUUUGGAAGCUCAUGCUGUAUUAGGUGUUGGCCAAGACCAUGCCAAGUUUUCUCCUGUGGCUACUGCUUCUUAUCGUCUGUUGCCGACUAUUCACAUUUUAUCUCCCAUUGUAGGUGAUGAUGCCGUCAAAUUCCAAAAGUGCUUUCCUGCCGGUGUUAUCGAACUAGAAAAUGGCCCUGACGGAAAGCAACGCGCUCGGGUUGCUGACGUUCGUAAAGAUACCGUUUCCCGUGAAUGUUUGAGACAUCCAGAAUUUGCCGGCAAGGUUCAGUUGGGCCGUGUUCGUGAUCAUUUUCUUUAUUCAGUAGAAAGUACCGGAAUCAUGACUCCUGAUGUUUUAUUCUUGAAGAGUGUUGCUGUGUUGAAGUCCAAAUGUAUGGCUGUUAAAGCUAGCCUUGACAGUUUGGGCUCAGAAGCUGCUUAAAAAAUGUUUAUUAUUGAUAACUUGGGCACGUGUUCUAAUAUCAUUGGAAAUUGGUAAAUAUGACCACGUAGACAGUUGUUCAUAAUUGGCUUAGAAGAGGGUUUGCGUUUGGUUUUUAGGAAAGGUUCAAAAAAACUUAAUAAUAAUAUUCUUAGAUCAUGUUAUAUGGCCAUUUUAGAAAUGGAAAUCAG
Schizosaccharomyces cryophilus OY26 is the source of this 1290-nucleotide messenger RNA. RefSeq names its product DNA-directed RNA polymerase I and III subunit Rpc40. Gene Ontology annotation, biological process: DNA-templated transcription. Bases 50 to 1099 code for a protein of 349 amino acids. The transcript has a single exon. The record is from RefSeq and is a predicted model, not a curated record. Gene Ontology annotation, cellular component: RNA polymerase III complex; RNA polymerase I complex. Gene Ontology annotation, molecular function: protein dimerization activity. Lineage: Eukaryota; Fungi; Ascomycota; Schizosaccharomycetes; Schizosaccharomycetales; Schizosaccharomycetaceae.